Molecule: messenger RNA, 929 nt
Organism: Camellia sinensis
Lineage: Eukaryota; Viridiplantae; Streptophyta; Magnoliopsida; Ericales; Theaceae
Gene: PSBQA
Product: photosystem II subunit QA
Biological process (GO): photosynthetic electron transport chain; photosynthesis
Cellular component (GO): extrinsic component of membrane; photosystem II; chloroplast
Molecular function (GO): calcium ion binding
Source: RefSeq, a predicted model, not a curated record
UUGGAUAACAUAAACAUCAUCCACAUUUACAUAACCCCAACAAAGGUCUUCUAUUCCACAUAUUAUUCUCUCUCAUCACUCACUUGCCUGAAACAUUUGGAAAAUCAGUGGAAUGGCUCAAGCUAUGGCUUCAAUGGCUGGCUUACGUGGCUCCUCCUCCCAGGCUGUUUUGGAAGGCAGCCUCCAUCUCAACAGCUCGACCCGCUUGACCGGAGCCACCAGUGGCAGCCGGGUUGCUGUGGCUCGACCGGGUUACACUAUUAGGGCCCAACAGGGGUCAGCUGAGACCGAGACUAGUCGCCGGACGAUGCUGGGUCUAGUGGCUGCAGGGCUAGCCUCUGGGUCUCUUGUUCAAGCUGUGCUCGCCGAAGCCAAAUCCAUCAAGGUCGGCCCACCGCCUCCACCCUCCGGUGGAUUGCCUGGAACAUUGAACGCUGAUGAGGCAAGAGACACUGAUCUUCCAUUGAAGGAACGAUUUUUCAUCCAACCAUUGUCUGCAACUGCAGCAGCAGAGAGGGCAAAGGAGUCUGCAAAAGACAUUUUUAAUGUGAAAGGGUUUAUAGAUAAGAAGGCUUGGCCUUAUGUCCAAAACGAUCUUCGUCUCAAGGCAGGGUACCUUCGAUAUGAUCUUAACACUGUUAUUGCUGCAAAGCCCAAAGAACAAAAGAAGCCUCUCAAAGAUCUCACUGGAAAACUCUUCCAGGACCUCAACAAUCUGGACCAUGCAGUAAAGAUUAAGAGUCCUUCUGAAGCAGAGAAGUACUAUGCAGUGGCUGUAUCUACCCUCAAAGAUGUUCUUGCCAAGAUUGGUUGAAAAGAAAUUAAUGUACUAAUGUUUAAGCUUUAUAUUUCAAUUUAUGAGACACUUUGCUUCAGUGCUAUUUUCAAGGGAAUCUAAUUGAAGAAACUAUAAGUAGUUUUCGUAAAAA